Molecule: messenger RNA, 714 nt
Organism: Trichoplax adhaerens
Lineage: Eukaryota; Metazoa; Placozoa; Uniplacotomia; Trichoplacea; Trichoplacidae
Exons: 6
Coding region: 1-714 (237 amino acids)
Cellular component (GO): mitochondrion; cytoplasm
Molecular function (GO): deoxynucleoside kinase activity
Source: RefSeq, a predicted model, not a curated record
AUGGAAGAAAAUCAAGAUCGCGAUUAUUGUGACAAUAGACAGUACCAUAAUGUUAAAACUUGGCCAGGAAAGUGUUCUGCAUUCGAUCAAUCUCGUGAUACUCAUAAUAUUUUCAUUUCCGUUGCUGGCAUAACAGCUUCUGGUAAGACCUCUGUCACCAAAGCUCUUUCAAAAUCACUUUGUGUACCUUCCUUUCAUGAACCUGUACUGGAUAACAACUAUUUGCGCGAUUUCUACCGUAAUCCGAGGCGUCAUGGUUUUGCUGUUCAGGUUAAUUUAUUAAAUGCUCAUUUCCAGCAACAACAACAAAUAGUUUGGCAAGGUCGAGGUGGAAUUCAAGAUAGAUCUAUCUACGAAGAUCUUGUGUAUGCUAAGGUGUUAAAAGACACUGGGCUAAUGGAAGAAAGAGAAUAUAAUACUUACACAUCACUUUUUAACAAUUUAUCCAACUUUUUAAAGAGACCAAAUUUAAUCGUCUAUCUCGAUGUGACGCCUGAAGAAUGUAAGGCACGAAUUGAUAAACGCGGCUGUAAAGGAGAAUCGGGAAUUACUAUCGAAUAUCUAAAAUGUCUACAAAAAGGUUAUGAAGAAUUCAUAACAGAAAUGUCGCGUGUUCUCCCUGUAAUCAGAAUAAAAUACAAAGAACUCCAUUCUACCGAAGAUAUCGCGAAUAUUGUCGUAAGACUAACAGAGAAUGACACAGAAUGGAAAUAA